This is a messenger RNA of Sorghum bicolor (sorghum), 1423 nucleotides long. RefSeq names its product outer envelope pore protein 21, chloroplastic. Lineage: Eukaryota; Viridiplantae; Streptophyta; Magnoliopsida; Poales; Poaceae. Bases 384 to 902 code for a protein of 172 amino acids. The record is from RefSeq and is a predicted model, not a curated record. The transcript has 5 exons. Gene Ontology annotation, molecular function: voltage-gated monoatomic anion channel activity. Gene Ontology annotation, biological process: regulation of monoatomic anion transport.
ACGGAUGUGUUUCCUGCUAUAUUGGCAAAUGGGAAAAAUGAAAGGCAAAAUGGCAACAAGGUUGCUAGGCCAGCCUCAGAAAAAAGGGAGGGAAAGGGAGCCCAGAGCGGCCGCCGGCCAGCCCAGGAUGAUGAUGUGCCCCGGCCUAUCCGGCCCCGCCCAUGGCCCAUCGUCUCUUCUCCCUAUCUUACCGGCCGGCCGGCGGCGGCUAAUCGGCAAUUCGGCCUUGCCUCACCUCGUCGCAGUCCAGGUCCAGUCCGCCCGCCCCCGCCCCCGCCGCCGGAGUCUCAGAGUAAACCCUACCGGACCUAUCGUGGCGCGACUGCGGGAGCUGCUCUCUCGCUCCGUCCCUCUUCUCAAGCGGCCAAGCCCGCUGCCCGCCCAUGGAGACCUCGCUGCGCCUGCGCAGUGGCGGCGGCCUCCGCAUCCACGCCAAGGAGAAGCUGCCCCUCGGCCACAGCUCGCUGCUGCAGGCUCAUGCGGAGCUCGACCUCCACACAAGCCCCGCCGGAGUUACUGCCCCGAGUUACCUCGCUCUCUUUGUCAGGCACUUCUACCCCCAGCUAUCAGCCAACCUCGGAGCUGGCGUCCAGUUGCACAACGGCGAUGACCUCACCUACAGCCUUCGCGCCAAGAAGGCCGUCCUCUUCAGACCAGACAAUGGCUUUCUAGGCCUAAACCUCAAAGGACGCCUACUUAUCGACAAAGAGUUCAAGCCGACAAAGACAUCUGGAGCCGUUGAAUUGGCCUGGACCAUACUUGACUUCAAACAGGGCCAAGAUGUAAGGCUCAAAGUUGGCUACGAAUUGGAUGACAAGGUGCCUUAUUUCCAGCUUAGAGAAAACAGUUGGACGCUGAAUGCUUAUAUGGAUGGGAAAUGGGAUGUUAGAUUUGAAAUGUGAUGAGAAUCCACUUUUCAGUAGCAUUAUUAUUUCUUAAGCUACCAAUUCUGUACUGCACUGGAGACUGUUGAUACCAUUAAUCCAUUUUUAUGCAAACCUGAAACUAUCCAGUGGCUUUUCAUCAUGUACUGUAUGUAGUACAGAACCAGAAACUAUUCAUCUGGUUUGGAAGCGUACGUUGGCUCACUGCAUCAGCUUUGGUAGUCUGUACUAUAAUAGUAUACUAUAUUGUCGGGCUUAAUAAUGUAUUCAUGCGCCCGCGCGAAAGACAGUGGAAGAGGAACCCUUUGUUGGGUGUGGUGUGGUGGUGGCAUCUCUAGUGCCUGAAGAAGACUGAAAACUGAAAAGGCCUGAGUGAGUGUGUGGUAGGCUAGUUUUUUUUUUUUUGAACAAAAGCCAAAAUUUAUUAUUAGCAGCAGGAGGCUGCAAUAUUUGGGACUGAGUCCCAAUGUAAAUUACAUAGCGCCUCUUUUAGAGGGCAGAUGUUUACAUGUGCUGCAUUGUUACAUGAGUGCACAAAA